AGUGCUUGUGACAACACUAUGGGAAAAUCAGUCAAUUCAAUUAUCGUCUACACAUCAACCAAUUAAGAAUAAAAUGAAAGAACUUGCUGAACAAAUGCAUUUGAAAUGCUCAACAUCUUCAGAUUUCUACUAUUAUCUUUCCUAGGAACAGGUGUAUCAUCAAUACGGAUUGGAUUAAUAACGAGUCACCAUUUGGAGCAUUCUGUACGAACCGCCGUGAAUAUUAUAGUACCAAGAAUCAAUGAACAAAUUGUGAAAACGCGAGGAGCUUGCUUUAUCACUCACACAUCCUUUAUUGCACUGAAAAAUUCGCACGAAGAUUUGAACACAAAAAUAUGCGAUCUCGCAAACUCAGAAGUCAGUGUUAUUAUUGGUGUUGUCGACAGAGAGAGUGGAUCCAUUAUUGAAGAGCAAUGUGCAGAGUUGAAUAUACUAUUUAUCCACUAUUACUGGACACCCGGAUAUCAAAAAAAACAACAAACAUCACUAAAUUUGUAUCCAUCGAUGGAAUAUUCUCAACUAAUGGAAAGACUUAUAAAUCUGUGGCGCUGGGAUAAUUUCGUGUACAUUUAUUCAAAUUAUGACGCUCCGAAGCAACUUAUCGAGACACUUUCUCGACUAGAAAAGAGCCCUGCUCUGCUACGUGCUCACACUUUGGAUGACAGUAUGAUGGCAACAGCCUUGGCAUUACGAGAUACUUGUGACAGAAAUCGAUGCUGGCCGAAGAAGAAUCGUGUGCUAAUCGAAUUGAGCCCAAACGAAACACUUACAUUUUUCGAUGCUUCUCUGAAAUUAGGAAUGAUAAGUGUCCACAACUGGUUUUUGAUAACAGCGCUCGACGAUCUUAACGAUCACCUCUCGCAAUACACUCAUAAUGGAAUGAGAGUGUCACUACUGACAGUGUCUAAGGAGAAAUGGAAUCAAAAUGAUCUAGCCAUCAAGCUUCCGGAUAUGUAUCAAGAAUAUUUGGCCAAGAUUCCAUCUAAUCCGAGAACACCAUUUAAAGACUUCGCGUUCAUAUUCGAUUCAAUCCUUCUUGCUUGCCAAGCAGGAGAUAGGCGAAUUAUAUCUUGUGGAGAUAAUGAAGCAGUGAAGAAAUUCAAACUUCCAAUAGUCAAGCCAUUCAAAGGUCUCACUGGAAAAAUUUCGUUUAACGGGACAAGCGACCGAAGCGACAGCGAGCUUCACAUAUGGGAAAUGGGCAUUACUGGCGCAGGCCUCCACACAGGUAUCUGGAAAUCAACAUGGGAAGGAUCAAAGGAGUUGACUAUGCUAGCCAAAAACAUUCCGGGUACUCACGAGCACUACCAGGCUUCAGUUAGGGAGUCAAGAACUUUGAAAGUGACAUCGAUUCAUGAAAAACCUUACGUGAUUGAGAAAAUCAUGCCGGAUGGUCGUAUCAAACAUGAAGGAUUUUGUGUGGACUUGCUGGAUAAACUUGCCGAGAUGUUACAUUUCAACUAUACAUUGAAAAUUGUGAAAGAUAAUAAGUAUGGAGAACGAAAGAAUGGAACGGAUGAAUGGGAUGGAAUGAUCGGGGAAAUUUUACGUGGGGAUGCUGACAUGGCUGUUGCACCAAUUACAGUCACGGCAACGCGGCUUGAAGUUAUUGAUUUCACGGAUCCAUUUCUUCAAUUGGGUAUUUCAAUGUUAAUGCGACAGCCAAAUCCGAAAUCAUCAUCGUCAUUGACCCGGUUUUUGUGGCCACUUUCUGCAAGUGUUUGGACAUUUUCUGCGAUUGCCACCGUAAUAACUGCACUUCUGGUUACUGUCGCCGCUGUUUUAUCACCAAAAGAGUCUACAGCCGAAUUCAAAAUUCAAAACUCAGUGUGGUAUCUGGUGUGCAUUCUUCUUCGUGCAGGAUCUGGAUAUAACUGUCAGGCCGGGGCAACAAGACUUAUAUCUGCAGUUUGGUGGUCGUUCACUCUUGUUCUAAUUGCUCAAUAUACUGCAAACUUUGCAGCACUUCUCACCGUUGACAGAAAAUCUAUGCCGUUUAAUAGUUUUGAAGAGCUUGGAAAUCAAACUGAGUACAACUUUGGAUCAAUUCUCGGUGGAUCGACAAUGCAAUUCUUCAAAUACUCCAGAAUUGAGACUUUUCGUCGUUUGUGGGAGCGUAUGCAAAGUGCCGAACCUUCAGCGUUUGUAGGCACCAAUCACGAAGGAGUUAACCGGGUGUUAAAUGAGAAAUAUGUCUUCCUAAUGGAAUCUGCCACACUAGACUAUCAAGUGACUCAAAACUGCAAUCUUACUCGUGUUGGCAACGUUGUUCUUGGAUCCAAUGGAUAUAGUAUUGCACUUCCAAAGGGAUCAAAGUGGAGGGAAAAGCUUACAAGACAAAUCCUCGAUCUGAAUGAAAAAGGCAUAAUUCUAAUGUUGAAGAAUAAUUGGUGGAAAAAAUCCCAACAAGAAUGUCAGUCAAGUGAGCCCGAAGAUUUACAAACUGCUCUGGGCGCUGAAAAUGUGUACGGUUUGUUUCUUCUCCUCGCUCUUGGAAGUGGAAUUGGAGUUCUUUGUGCGGUGCUGGAACAUACACAUUUCAUAUUCUUCGAGAAAAAUAAACGAAAUGGUCAAACUCCCAAAUUGCAACAAAUGAUUGAAACGAUUCAUGCUGAAAUUCGCAAUUCGCCUAAAUUUUAACUUUUUUGUGUUCAUAUUCAAGAAAUAAAUUAUACUGUAUCUUCAUUCUGUUUCGCAAUAACUUCUACUCGUAUGAUUUCGAAAUGUUUUUGUGUACCUGCCUGCGUCUCCCCUUUGCACGUGUUCUCUCCCACUAUCCGACGUUUCAUAGCAGGAUGGCCUUGGUUGUGGUUUGUUUUAAUAAGUCUCCGAGAUAAAAAUAAACCAAUU
Caenorhabditis elegans is the source of this 2850-nucleotide messenger RNA. It is a transcript of the gene glr-6, whose product is annotated as Glutamate receptor ionotropic, kainate 2. Gene Ontology annotation, molecular function: ligand-gated monoatomic ion channel activity; signaling receptor activity; monoatomic ion channel activity. Gene Ontology annotation, biological process: monoatomic ion transmembrane transport; monoatomic ion transport; sensory perception. Gene Ontology annotation, cellular component: postsynaptic membrane; membrane. The transcript has 13 exons. NCBI's taxonomy places the organism in Eukaryota, Metazoa, Nematoda, Chromadorea, Rhabditida, Rhabditidae. The record is from RefSeq and is marked reviewed. Bases 106 to 2640 code for a protein of 844 amino acids.